GGGAAUUUAUCAAACUUGAAUAAACACAAAAUAAUAAUACACAAAUCAUCAGUAUGAAAAUAACUCUACUCAUUUUUCACAUUACCUUUGAUCUAGCACUGUCUGAAACUACAUGUAUUGGAAUAUCACUUUCUAAAUAUCAAUUGGAAGAUAAGGUUUACUUUAAAUAUACUCAUGCUGAGGUACUAGAAAAUCAUCUGAGGUCAUUUAAAGUAGUGACUAGCACCAGAUGCGCCACUAGCUGUUCCGCCAUUCGAGAAACGUGCAAAUCAUACAACCUACGGAAUAUUGAAGGAGAAAAGCACGUGAAAAUGUGUGAGUUACUUGGACCAUAUUUGACGAGCGAAUCACCUACUGCAACACUAGAAGAUGUCGAUCACUACCAUAGAAAAGCUUUCUGUAGAGAAAAUGUACAGCUGAUAUCUGGAGAUGCUUACUAUGUUGAUGAUUCAGGAAUAACUGCAUCAACAAUUUAUAGUCUUGAUCUC
Messenger RNA from Owenia fusiformis, 488 nucleotides. Lineage: Eukaryota; Metazoa; Annelida; Polychaeta; Sabellida; Oweniidae. The record is from the annotation of a GenBank genome assembly.